UAAUAGUAUAGGAGUACACGACAAAAUAAGUACAUAAACCACAUAUAAGUUAGCUAGUGAAGAGGAAAACCAACCAAUCAUGGUUUGAAAGAAAUACAAACAUCCAAAUGUGAAAUGAUAAAACUUAAAGAACAAUUGAAAUUAAGCUAAUGCCUUUUUGGCUUGGGUGAAAAGAAGAUAAAAAGGUUUAGGUGACUACACCAGCCUGGCCUUUUUGGUCCUUUGGAAGGAAGUUAGAAAGGAUUUGGAUGACAAUACUGAUGCCUAAAGUUUUAGUCCUUCGAAAAGAUAAGAAAUCAGAGAUCAGAGAUAUUUUGAGGAUAAAGCAGAGCCAUAGAUUGAAAUAUAGAUUUUUGAGCUUUUUUUCAGCAAGCUGAAUGUUUUCAACAUAGACACACUCGACUUAUCCGACUCUCUUCCUCUGUGGAAACUGAUGGGUGGAGAAGUUUCUGAACUGGUUUAUGCUAAAUUUGGACCCACCAUAAUACUAUUGGCCGGUUUACAAGGUGUUUGGAAGACAACUGUUAGCGUAAAGUUAUCUUUAUAUCUAAAAAAGCAGGGUAAAAGUUGCAGGCUGAUUGCUGGAGACGUGUACAGACCUGCUGCUGUUGACCAACUCAUUAUUUUUGGUAAACAGGGGAACAGGUUGAUGUGCCUGUUUAUGCAGCAAGAUCAGAUGUAAAACCUGCUGAAAUAGCUCGGCAAGGAUUACAAGAGGCCAAAAAGAAGAAUGUAGACGUAGUCAUAAUUGAUAUAGCUAGAAGACUUUAGGUUCAUAUCAUCUUAGUUUUUGGGUUCCGCUUUUAACUUUUUCUUUUAGUUUGUAUUUGAAUCUAUUUUAUUUCUUGUAGAUAGAUAAGGCUAUCUACAAGUGACUGAAAACUCAAACUUGAAACACAACCUAUGGCACAAAGGCUAUCUACAACUUCAAAAAUCUAUGGACAAACGGGCGCUGAUUUUUUAUUUUA
Molecule: messenger RNA, 968 nt
Organism: Capsicum annuum
Lineage: Eukaryota; Viridiplantae; Streptophyta; Magnoliopsida; Solanales; Solanaceae
Product: signal recognition particle 54 kDa protein, chloroplastic-like
Exons: 3
Coding region: 434-682 (82 amino acids)
Biological process (GO): SRP-dependent cotranslational protein targeting to membrane
Cellular component (GO): signal recognition particle
Molecular function (GO): GTP binding; GTPase activity
Source: RefSeq, a predicted model, not a curated record